AUGCCACUUGUAAAGCCGAUCCUGAAGAUAGCAGCCGAGGAGUGGGUUCCAUGGACCAAGAUAGACGUUCAAAAGAACGGGAGAGUCAAGAUCAAAGGACCCAUGUCUGAACUUCUAGAGAUCUUCGCUGACAAAAUGAACUUCAGCUAUGAGUUGGUUCGUCCCUCAGACCUGAUGUGGGGAGGACCUCAGACAGAUGGAUCUUGGACCGGAAUGCUAGGGAUGCUGCAGAGGCUGGAGGUCGAGUUCGCUAUCGGCCCCUUCGGUGUAACAGAUCUUCGGGAGACUGUGUGUGAUUUCAGUGAACCAGUCCACAGCGAGAACAACGCUAUUCUUAUGGUUCGUCCCACCCUGCAGAACGAUGUCUCCGGCUUCCUUAAACCCUUCGCUUUUGAGGUAUGGCUGUUAAUGCUCUUGAGUCUCGUGAGCGUGGUUGGUGCCGUGACACUCCUUACCGACAACACCCUCGCGGAGGAUAAGAUCUACAGCUUCGACUCCCGAAACACUCUCGUUAAGGCGGCCAUGUGGAGUCUUAAGGCUCUUACGCAAGAAAGCUCAGUAUGGCUGCCCAAGAGUCGCCUGAUAGUGAUCACUUGGCUCCUGGUAUCCUAUGUAUUCGCUUCCUCCUACAGCGGGAUCCUGACGGCCAUGCUAACGGUACCUCAGGUUUCUAUCCCCAUAGACUCUCUGGCUGACCUGGUGGCCCAGUCUCACCUGCCUUGGCGCCUUGAAACUGGCUCUAUGAUGUUUCAGUACUUCAAGGAGUCUAACGACGAGGUGUUGUUGAAGGUGUUCAGGGGAGUGUCGGGCACCUUUCCUGACUGCUGGGCUGCGAGGGAAGACGUCGCUAAUGGAAAGUUCGCUGCCAUCUGCGACAAAACAACUAUGAAGAAAGCAAUGUCAUGGGAUUUCAGCACGAGCGGAAAGUGUCACUUGUACAUCUCCAAAGAGAAAGUCUACAGCAAUGCUCUAAUCGCCAUGGCAUUCAAGAUCAACUCCACCUACCUUGCUCCUGCAAACCACAUCAUCUCCUUGAUGAAGGAGUCUGGCAUCCUGUAUAAGUGGCUGGGAGACCAGAUCACAAACACCAGCCAGUGUCUUCGUCCACCGACCUCAGAUCGCGGGGAGGGCAUCGCUCCUCUCAACAUCGAAGUCGUCGAAGGUCCCUUCCUCUUGCUAGCAGGAGGACUGACUGUGAGUCUUAUAGCCUUCCUUAGUGAGCUCACUGUGUGGUAUUCGUGUGGUGGUAACCACAAGAGUCCAAGGAAUGCUUAG
Cherax quadricarinatus is the source of this 1275-nucleotide messenger RNA. RefSeq names its product probable glutamate receptor. Lineage: Eukaryota; Metazoa; Arthropoda; Malacostraca; Decapoda; Parastacidae. Gene Ontology annotation, molecular function: ligand-gated monoatomic ion channel activity. Gene Ontology annotation, cellular component: membrane. The record is from RefSeq and is a predicted model, not a curated record.